Syngnathoides biaculeatus (alligator pipefish) is the source of this 4289-nucleotide messenger RNA. RefSeq names its product carnitine O-acetyltransferase-like. Gene Ontology annotation, biological process: carnitine metabolic process, CoA-linked. The transcript is spliced from 16 exons. The record is from RefSeq and is a predicted model, not a curated record. NCBI's taxonomy places the organism in Eukaryota, Metazoa, Chordata, Actinopteri, Syngnathiformes, Syngnathidae. Bases 1745 to 3319 code for a protein of 524 amino acids. Gene Ontology annotation, molecular function: carnitine O-acetyltransferase activity. Gene Ontology annotation, cellular component: peroxisome.
UCUCACAAUCGCUCCCACCCCCACCCCCUUCCACUGCGGGGUGACUCAACCCGGCACUCGGCCUAGAAAUUGAGUCUUGCAUCGUGAGUGUGCAUACAGGCCAUAGUUGUGGAGUACAUUGCUCACAGUUUUCCUUGUGACCACAGUACCUGCUAAGGCCAGGCGCGGUGAAGCCACGCCGCCUGCCGGGCCCCGUGCCCCACACGCAGGAGAGGCCUCUGGUUCACCAGGCGGGCCUGCCCAAGCUGCCCGUGCCACCCUUGAAGCAGACGUGCGAAAACUACCUGGCCACGCUGGAGCCCAUCGUCAGCGAAGAGGAGCUGGGCCACACGCGGGAGCUGGUGGAGGAGUUCCUCAAAGGCGGCGUCGGGGAGCGCCUGCAGAAAGGAUUGAACUCGUGUCAGGCCACGCAAUGCUGAUCGAUCUUAUCAGCUCCACUAACUUCUUUGCUCUAUUUUUCAAUACUACGUACUCAGAACUGAGGCCAACGCUUUAUAGCUGCGCCACCGUAUCGCCCUCAAAGUAAGCAUCCAUCCAUCCAUUUUCUUUCACCGCCUAUCCUCACGAGGGUCGCAGGGAGUGCUGGAGCCUAUCCCGGCUGUCAACAGGCAGGAGGUAGGGUAGACCCUGAACUGGUUGCCAGCCAAUCGCCGGGCACAUGGACACAAACAGUCGCACUCACAAUCACACCUAGGGGCAAUUUAGAUAAGAGUGUCCAAUUAAUGUCCCGUGUUUUUGGGAUGUGGGAGGAAACCGGAGUGCCCGGAAAAAACCCACGCAGGAACGGGAAGAACACGCAAACUCCACACAGGCGGGGCCGGGAUGGAACCCGGGUCUUCAGAACUUUGAGGCCAACGCUUGACCAGCUGAGACACCGUGCCACCAAAGUAAACAUGAAAAGUAAAAAUGCAAUUUUGCUCUCUGUUAUGCAAAGUACCUAUUUUAAUAAAUUGGCACAAUGCAAAAAAAAAAAAAAAAAAAAGAAAGCCUCGAAACACGUUAAAAAAAAAGUAAUUCUUAGUCAGACAGGAAAAAAAUCCAAACAGCUUUGCUCACCCACCAAAAUUAAACUAGUUAGUGAUGAGGACUGGAAAAAAUCAUACUUUGUGGUUUUUAGGCUGGCACAACACGCAGCAUGAAACAAUUAUCUUUAAUAAUGCCAUGGAUGGGGAAUAUCUUGCGUCUCUGAAUCUGUCGCCAUUGUCGUUAUGCUCCCUGGUUAACGUCCCUCUAUCUCACUAUUUUUUUGUGUCUUUUAACGCAUUAUUAGUUUGCAAAAUAUCAAUCUUUUAAUCAAGAUCCAACCCGCUUGAUGACCUCUUUUUUUAAAUACAUCCACAGAGGUUGGAAAAAGUCUAGUUUGACCCCGUAUGAACAAUGCACGGUUAUAUUUUCAAAUGCUGGGAUUAAAAGUGGGCGCACGGUGAAUCAGCUGGUAAAGCGUUGGCCUUACAGCUUUGAGGACGUGGGUUUGAUCCCAGCCCCGCCUGUGUGGAGUUUGCAUGUUCUCCCCGUGCCUGCAUGGGUUUUCUCCGGCAGUCCGGUUUCCUCCCACAUCCCCAAAAAACAUGUAACGUUAAUCUGACACUCUAAAUUGCCCAUAGGUGUGAUUGUGAGUGCGACUCUUUGUCUCUAUGUGCCCUGCGAUUGAUUGGCAACCACUUCAGGGUGUACCCCGCCUCCUACCCGUUGACAGCUGGGAUAGGGUCUAGUACUCCCCGCGACCCUUUUAUCCGAAUGGUGGAUGCAGUCAGCCUAUUUGGACUGCCGAAUGCCGGUGGCCGUCUACACCAGCCCCGGCGUGGUUCUGCCACGCAUGCACUUCCAAGACCGCCAAGGACAGAUGAGGUUCGCAGCUAAAUUGAUCGCAGGGGUGCUGGAGUUUAAAAAACUGAUUGACAGUGACACCCUGCCUGUAGAGUACCUGAGCAAGAAGCCGCUUUGUAUGGACCAAUAUUACCAGAUCCUGUCUUCUUGCCGUAUCCCGGGACCAAAGAGAGACACCGUUCUGAAGCAAGCGAUUGGCAAAACGCCCCCCACUCACAUAACUGUAGUUCAUAACUUCCAGUUUUUUGUUUUGGAUGUGUACAACAGUGAUGGCACCCCGCUGACGGUAGAUCAGCUCUACAUGCAACUGGAAAAGAUUUGGAACACUUCUUUGCAGACCAACAAGGAGCCUGUUGGUAUUCUAACGUCACAACAUCGUAACACCUGGGGAAAAGCGUAUAAUAAUCUCAUUAAGGAUAAGACAAAUAAAGAGUCAGUCCGCGCCAUCCAAAAAAGCAUCUUCACCGUCUGCCUGGACGCUCCGAUGCCUCGCGUGUCCGACGAGCUGUACAUGAGCCGCGUGGCCGCACAGAUGCUGCAUGGCGGCGGCGCUCGGUGGAACAGCGGCAACCGCUGGUUUGACAAGACCUUGCAGUUUAUUGUCGGGGAAGACGGAACCUGCGGACUGGUGUAUGAACACGCACCUUCGGAGGGUCCUCCCAUCGUGUUUCUCAUUGAUUAUGUUGUUAAGUAUAUGCAGAAGACAGAAAUAGUCCGUUCCCCCAUGGUUCCUCUCAGCAUGCCUCAGAAGCUGCGUUUUAACAUUACGCCCGAAGUCAAGAGAGACAUUGAAAAAGCCAAACAAAAUAUGAACAUAAUGGUGCAUGACCUGGAUGUGAACGUCCUCAUGUUUACUGAUUAUGGGAAAAAUGUGCCGAAGCAACAUAACCUGAGUCCGGAUGCCUUCAUUCAAAUGGCUUUCCAGCUUGCCUACUUUAGGAUGUAUAGCGUGUGUUGCGCCACGUAUGAGAGCGCGUCGUUACGAAUGUUCCAGUACGGAAGAACAGACGCAAUACGCGUAACCACCAAGGAGUCGUUGAAAUUCGUCCAAUCAAUGCAGGACCCGUCAAAGCAGAACGCAGAGCGAUUGGCGCUGUUGCAGAAAGCUACUCAGAGGCACAAGGAGAAUGCCUACAAUGCCAUUCACGGACAAGCCAUUGACAGACAUCUUCUGGGAUUGAGGUUGCAGGCUAUUGAAGACCUCACAUCGAUGCCCGAGAUAUUUAUGGACACUUCUUUCGCUGUGGCUCACCAUUACAAUCUCUUAACCAGUCAGGUUGGUUCCAAGACCGACUGCGUGAUGUGCUUUGGUCCGAUGGUGCCAGACGGCUACGGAGUGUGUUACAAUCCCAUGGACGAGCACAUCAACAUCGCCGUCACAGCCUUCAACAGCUGUGAAGAAACCAACGCGGCCAAGUACGCACAGACUGUAAACGACGCUCUGGUGGACAUGAGAGCGCUUCUGGAGGACACAGCUACGGCCCAGCAGUGAAACAAACCACACGCAAGCGGGGAGGGGGUCGGGGGUGGGGGGGCUGGUGGACUAUAGUAGCACCUGAGGACGUCGCACUGACGAGGAACUGCAAUGCACUGAGAGUCUGCGUAGGAAACACAUUGUAAAGUUUCUGAGGAGCCGAAGUUGGCACUGUUGAGGCAGGGCCAUUUAAAUGAAACGCAAGUCUCACUCAUGGAAAUAUGAUAUAUUUUGUUAAAUGCUGUUGAAUGGACGCACACGCACACACACAGACAGAUAUAUAUAAGAUUCUCAACUGCAUUUAUGCAUUUAUGCACUUCUUAAAUGUGACAUUUAACCAACAAUUAUAUAUAUUAUAUGUACUCUAUUUUGACAAUGUGAUGUUAAAUCCUCCCUCAUUUAAUAGUGUUUUGAGAAGAUUUAAAGGCCUCCGCCGAGCUUCGGCGUCCGAGCUUCGGAUGACGGCCUCCGCCGGAUGCCGAAGCUCGUCAGACUCCGCGUCCUUCCUGUCCGAAGAACCAUCCGGGUCUGCCGGCCCCGAGUUCCGGGGGCCUUUGUUUACGCACUUACGUCCCGUGCAGGCCUCCGAGUAGUCAGACUCGGGCGUCAUUCUGCCCGAAGGACCAUCCGAAUAUUCAACAUUCUUUCCAGCCACAGGUUCAAAUCUGUAUGGAACUAUUCCUCCGUCUUCCCGAUCAACCAAUACUGCUAUUUUUUCAUCAGAUGAGGAUGAAUCCGAGAAAUCAGCACUGGGCACAAUGUAAUCGAGCCUUUGCUGCGGCCCCUUACACACCACAUCUGCACACGUAAGUCAUUGUGACUCGCGAAAAUGGCAGCGCCCCUGAAAAUUCCUAAUUGUGGAUGAAAAUCUUCUCAAAACACUAUUAAAUGAGAGAGGAUUUAACAUCACAUUGUCAAAAUAGAGUACGUAUUACAUGACCUAUUGGAUACAUUGUUCAUGCAAAGUACUGGAUUUCCCCUUUAAGUU